This is a messenger RNA of Doryrhamphus excisus (bluestripe pipefish), 1876 nucleotides long. RefSeq names its product NPR2 like, GATOR1 complex subunit (gene nprl2). Gene Ontology annotation, biological process: cellular response to amino acid starvation; negative regulation of TORC1 signaling; positive regulation of autophagy. The record is from RefSeq and is a predicted model, not a curated record. Lineage: Eukaryota; Metazoa; Chordata; Actinopteri; Syngnathiformes; Syngnathidae. Gene Ontology annotation, molecular function: GTPase activator activity. Gene Ontology annotation, cellular component: vacuolar membrane; GATOR1 complex.
UUUUAAACGCACCAAUCUUGUUUUCCAGGAAGACGAGGAGUAACUGGAAAAUGUGUGAUAGCUCCCUGGAAAGGAAAUGUAAAAUAACGUGGGAAACAUACAGUUUCACUUUUAUCCUCUUGGGGUUUAAUGUCGCUGCAAAACCUGCUACUUUCCAGGGUGUUUUUUUGUUUUGUUUUAAAAACGGAAAGUUAGCUGCUAGCUUAAGAAAGACCUACCAACCUAGCUUGAAUUGUUUUGUUUUGGUCAAAGUCAAUAAACGCCUUCUGGAAACACGGUGAUGGGUAUGGACACUAGACUAGAAUGCAUCUUUUUUAGUGAAUUUCAUCCUACUUUGGGUCCCAAAAUAACAUACCAGGUCCCGGAAGAAUACAUUUCAAGGGAGCUGUUUGACACAGUUCAGGUUUAUAUUAUUACCAAACCAGAGCUGCAGAACAAAUUAAUAACAGUCACUGCCAUGGGCAAGAAGUUAAUCGGGUGUCCGGUGUGCAUUGAACACAAGAAGUACAGCCGCAACGCCCUCCUGUUUAACCUUGGCUUUGUUUGUGAUGCGCAAGCUAACACUUGUGUCCUGGAGCCAAUUGUCAAGAAGCUCUCAGGUUAUCUCACCACUUUAGAGCUGGAGAGUGGCUUCAUCUCCAAUGAGGAGAGCAAACAGAAACUUCUGCCUAUCAUGUCCACCUUGUUGGAAGAGCUCAACGCCACAGGAGCGUGCACCUUACCCAUAGAUGAAUCCAACACCAUCCACCUGAAGCUGAUCCCGCUGCGAAAGGACCCACUGGUCGUCCAGGAGUAUGACGUGCCGGUUUUCACCCAGAGCAAAGACAACUUUAUUAAAUCUCAGUGGGAUCUCACCACUCAGCAGAUCCUGCCCUACAUUGACGGGUUUCGGCAUGUCCAGAAGAUCUCAGCCGAAGCAGAUGUGGAGUUGAAUAUCGUUCGUAUUGCCGUGCAGAAUCUCCUGUAUUAUGAUUUGGUGACUUUGGUGUCCAUAUUCCAGUACUCCAAUGUUUACUGCACCACCCCCAAAGUCCAGAGCCUGAUAGACGACAAGCUCAUCCAGGAGGACUGUCUCACCUACGUCACCAAGCAAGGCCAAAAGCGUCCAAGUCUGAGAGACGUGUUCCAGUUGUACUGUGGACUGAGUCCGGGAACCACGGUGCGAGACCUUUGUUCCCGCUACUCGCAGCAGCUGCAGAGAGUUGACGAGAGGAGGCUGAUUCAAUUUGGCCUGAUGAAGUCUCUCAUUCGGCGGCUGCAGAAGUAUCCGGUCAAGGUGAUGCGCGACGAGAAGAGCAGGCCGCCUCGCCUUUACACGGGUUGUCACAGUUAUGAUGAGAUCUGCUGCAAGACAGGGAUCAGCUACAAGGAGCUGGAUGAACGUUUGGAAAAUGAUCCCAACAUCGUGGUGUGCUGGAAGUGACGUCGCGUGCAGUUAAAACGGCUUGAUUGACACAUGAAGACAUGUAUGUGGUCGUCAAAACAGAUAACUUUCUGGAACUCAAGACUCACAUGGUAACUUUUUUUAAUUUACAUUUAAGUAUAGUUUGUGCACACCUGGAGGUACAAAGGACUCAAAUUAUUAUUAUUCAAAUUAUUAUCAAUUAUUAGUCCUAGUGAACCUGUUGAUUUGUCCUUAUCAAAUAUCAUAACAUUAGUACUACCACAUCACUACUACCAGGAGAACCAGAGUGGACGGAGCCACCUGCUGUGGCCCAGCAAGGUGCACUAUAUUGGGACACAUGCUCCGAGCAUCCGGUGUGAUGCCAUGGAGGUCUCGGGCAAACCUUUUGCACUUUUCAAACGUCAAACGAUGCUGGCGUUUCAGGUGGCUGAUAAGGUUUUUUUGCGUGCUCGAUGUUUGGUUUGCCCCCCC